This is a messenger RNA of Tarenaya hassleriana, 1899 nucleotides long. RefSeq lists its product as uncharacterized. Lineage: Eukaryota; Viridiplantae; Streptophyta; Magnoliopsida; Brassicales; Cleomaceae. The record is from RefSeq and is a predicted model, not a curated record. The transcript is spliced from 2 exons.
ACCACCAUGAAACGCGGUCCAAAUUCUCUCCUUAUAAUCGCAUUCGACCCGCUCUAGGGUUUCUUCAUCAUCACUCUCUUUCUUUUUCGAAAUUCGCAAAAAAAAAAACUUUUUUUUUUUGUGAAAUUGUCGCACGUGAAACGUGGCUUUCUCGGAGAAUCCGAUUUUCUCUGGAAAAUUUUUCUGGUAGAGGAUGCCAGCGACGGAUUAUCAGGGAUCGUUUGGGAGGUCGUUGCUGAGUCUGCGGCGUGACCAAGUGCACUCGGUGGACUCCGCUGGAGCUAACGAACCGACUUCUAUGGAGAUUGAGCUUGAUUCGUUCCAGAGACAGGUCGCCGAGAGGUUCAUCGAUCUUACUGUCUCCAGUGCCGAUGAGAUUCUGUCGCUCGAGUGGAUCGGUAAGCUCCUCGAUGCCUUCCUCUGUUGCCAGGAGGAGUUUCGCGCCAUUAUCUUCAACCACAGGUCUCAUCUCCACAAACCUCCGAUGGACCGAUUGAUGGCCGAUUACUUCGAGAGGAGCGUCAAGGCGCUCGAUGUCUGCAACGCGAUCCGCGAUGGAAUCGAGCAGAUCCGGCAGUGGCAGAAAAUGAUCGAGAUCGUGAUAAGCGCGCUGGACACCGGCUCCGGAGGAAGCGGCCAGAGACCGCUUGGCGAGGGGCAGUUCCGCCGCGCUAAGAAGGCUCUGAUCGAUUAUCGUGUGAGAAUCUGAUAGGACAAAGUGGUGGAGACAGAAUUGAACUUGGCCUUGGAUCAAGCAGUGUUGCAUUGCAUUGUAGAUGGAAUCUCUUUCGGUCGCAACAACAAGGACCACCACCACCACCGUUCCAUCGGUCAUUUCAGGUCGCUCUCAUGGAGCGUUUCGCGGUCGUGGUCUGCUGCUAGGCAAUUGCAGGCUUUGGGGAACAACUUGGCAACCCCUCGAGCAAAUGACGUCAUGGCUACAAAUGGCCUCGCUGUUACGGUUUACACAAUGACGUCGAUUUUGUUGUUCCUAAUGUGGGUUCUCGUUGCAGCGAUACCUUGCCAAGACCGGGGUUUACAAUUGCAUUUCUAUGUUCCUAGGCAUUUCCAAUGGGCAGCACCAGUCAUGUCACUGCACGAUAGGAUCCUCGACGAAUCGAAGAAGAGGGACAGAAAGAACGCAUGCGGAUUGCUCAGAGAGAUUUAUCAGAUCGAGAGAAGCUCGAGAUUGGUUGGGGAUUUAGUAGAUUCAGUUCAUUUCCCAUUGGCGGAGGAGAAGGAGAUAGAGGUGAAUCAGAAACUGCAGGAACUGGUACAGGUUUACGAAGAUUUGAAACAGGGUUUGGACCCAUUUGAGAGGAAAGUGAGAGAAGUUUUCCAUCGAAUAGUCCGUAGCCGAACUGAGGGACUUGAUUCACUUGGAAGAGUUUCAGAAUGAUCCCAAGGUUAGACAAUACUCCCGGGGUGAACUUGAAUUGUGUUUUCUUUUUGUGGGAUAUGAAGAACAUGAAGAGGGCAGAAAGCUGGUUGAAGAAGAAAUAUUUUGGCAUUCAGGAACUCGAGAAAACAAAUGGGUAAGGAAAAGGGAUCUUUCUUAUCGAUCUUGGUAUUUAUCACUACAUAAGGCGUAAAGAAGCUUAGGAUAUGGAAGUCGGUCUUGUGAUGCUGAUGAUGUUCAUCCUAGUUGCCAUUAUGUAAUUGGUUUUUGUGUCGAAUGCAUCCUUUGGUGUACCUCGUUUCUUCGGGCCCUGAUUAUUGUUUCUUUGUUGUUGGUAUAUAGGAAAAGUCUUACACUUUUUUUUUUCCUCAUGUUGUCAUCAGAACUUACAUUCCAAAGUUGCGCAAUAGAGAGGAGGAAAAUUUCAGAUGUAAUGCAGUGUUAUAUCAGUUAGUGUAUUCAGAUUUUGCUCUUCAAACACAGAGCCUUUUUAACUCUUC